Molecule: messenger RNA, 1819 nt
Organism: Seminavis robusta
Lineage: Eukaryota; Bacillariophyta; Bacillariophyceae; Naviculales; Naviculaceae
Source: the annotation of a GenBank genome assembly
UAAUACUAGAAAACGCUUCUUCUUUUCGAGGGUUGCAAGGUGGCUUCCUGCUGGAAUGCACUUCACUCCUUUGAACAAUCAAUCAAAAUUACUACAUGUAGUUAGUUGUAGGCAGCCAUAUCUAGCUAGCCGGCCGGAGAGAAACAGUGGGAAAGUAGGAAAUGACAGGAUGGAAAGAAGCGAAGGACACCGUGAGUGAAAAGAUGGCCUCCCAUCGCAAACCAACCGCACCCAAAUGCAAGACACGAGGAGAGGAGAUCCGAACUGCAUGCCGAAAUCGGAUCGAAACAAUCCGAACUCGAUUCGAAGAUUUUGACACUUUCAGUCCCUUUUUAUGCGUCAUGAGGAAAGACGGCACUCCGAAAUGCCGAUGAUCGUUUCCAUCGCCGCAAUUUGCUGUCCACCGUUGGUCAAUACCGCCAUCAUCGGAGAGUCAAAGCAACCCGUUCUCAUACAAUUCUACCAUCCUGGUCGGAGACCUCUCGUGUCGAUUCCUUGAAGAAUUUUUAUUGUUGCGGUUAUUACCACUGAAGCCUUUCCAGUUGCCGCACACCCGCAAUACCGCAGGAUAGUGCCAAGGUGGUCAGAGUGAGUGAGCUACCGUAGCUGAGCCUCUUCAAGUUGGUACCGGGUAAUUCGGAUCGUAUCCAGAGCAUCCAUCCAGCAUCAUGUCUUCUUCUUCCCAGGAGGAUCAAGACUGCGCCAAUCUGGCAAGAGCCGCCUUGUUUCCCAAACGGAUGCAUCGCGAUGUGGCCGACGCCUCGCACUUUCCGGCCCUUCUGCAGUUGGAUCUACUACGCAAUCAAGUCCUGUCGUCGACGCCCAAUGCAUCCAUCUCCUCGGUCUUUCCCCGCCACGUUUUGGUAGUCCGAAACUUGGCCGAUGGAGGCACUCAAUGGAAUGGAGAACCCGAUCUAGAUGACGAUGGCGCGCAAUCAUCCUUCCAAGUCAUUCCCGAUCGUUUGUCCGUGACGUGUAGUAGCCGCCAAUGCAAAGAUUUGGUGUCGUCCCAACGAGCAUUUCGUCGUACCAUUCGCGGGGAGGAAGAAGAAAUUGUCUUGUGCAGCGAUCGUAUUUUGAAACCGGAUAGUCAAGACAAACGAUACAAGGGCGUCGCCAGGGAAUUGCCACCCAAAUCCUACCAAGCAGUAGAAGAAGUCUUGGCGCAUCAACUCGUACAAGUACGCAGCAAUAUCCACGACAACAAUGCGGCAAAAGUACAAUUGGACGCGGCGAAAGCGGCCGAAUGUUACUUUAGUCGUCAUGCGUACGAAGGAACGAUGCAAGUCAAGAAAGGAUCGCGUCUGCAGACGGGAUAUUCGUGGUUGCCUAGUUUUGCUCAGAAUUGGUCCAUGAACAAGUGCCUUUCGGCCGUCGCCAUGGAACAGUUGGUGGCACAAAAAUUAUGUCAAAACAAACAAGAUGCCAAGGAAGCGGUCCAAGCUGCCUUGAAGAAGAAUCAGGAGCAGCAAUAGCAGUGAACGAAACAUUUAGUAAUGAUCGUAAAAAGUACCAGUAGAUGGUUGUGAGAACUUCCGCUGUACUAGCUUGCUAGUUGGAAUUUCUUCUAGUUAGUUGGAUGGAUCGAAUCCAAGUCUUUCUCUACCGGUAGCCACUAUUAAUAGCUACUUGGCAAGUAAAUACCGGGCAUUCGUCAGUACAGUAGUAUUAUGUUGGUCGGAAGCCCAAGCAUGCCGAUCGUUGUUGCUUUGAUGGCAACGUACCUAAAACACCCAGGCAUCAAUCUCUUCAAGGUUGUAAUGUAGGACUCAUGAACGAAGAAGGGAGCAAUGAAUUCAUUAAAUUGUCGUCUAGUUAG